This is a messenger RNA of Metopolophium dirhodum (rose-grain aphid), 1292 nucleotides long. It is a transcript of the gene maf-S, whose product is annotated as transcription factor MafK. The transcript has 3 exons. The record is from RefSeq and is a predicted model, not a curated record. Gene Ontology annotation, molecular function: DNA-binding transcription factor activity, RNA polymerase II-specific; RNA polymerase II cis-regulatory region sequence-specific DNA binding. Gene Ontology annotation, biological process: regulation of transcription by RNA polymerase II. Gene Ontology annotation, cellular component: nucleus. Lineage: Eukaryota; Metazoa; Arthropoda; Insecta; Hemiptera; Aphididae. The coding region runs from base 436 to 837 and encodes 133 amino acids.
UUUUUGUGUUUACUAUUUUGGUUUUUUUACCACAGAUAUAUACAUAUAACUGUGUUUUUUUUACUGAAUACUACGAUUAUAGAUAAGAUUAUCAUCUCACUCUAUGAUCUAUAAUCGUACUACUUGCAAAUAAAGUUAUUGUCCACCACUCCGUAGGGCAUAGACAAUAGACUAUACUACUACAGUAGGUAAUGAUUUGUAUAGUUCGCAAUAUCGUAUGACUAAUGAUCAUGACUAAAAACUACGUAUAGACGAAAAAUAGAAAGGAAAAAUUGAAAUUAUUGGCAAGUAAAAAAAAACAAAAUUCAUUAUAUAUAUUUUAUAUUGCAUAUUUUUGUUACUUUGUAAUACCACUUGCUCUAAAAUUAGUCAUUUUUUAAAAGCAAACUCUUCGUCAAGUAAUUAUUAUCAGUGAUCGAAUCAAUAUCAAUUUAAAUGAAUAUGUCUCCUCUCAAAAGAGAAUAUUUGCCGCCCCCACUGUCACCAAGUCCUGUUUUGGAUAUAAGCGAUGAUGAGUUGGUUACGAUAUCCGUACGUGAUUUGAACCGUCAACUGAAGAUGCGUGGAUUGACUAGAGAUCAGAUAGUACGCAUGAAACAGCGCAGACGAACAUUGAAAAAUCGGGGAUAUGCUGCUAGUUGCCGUAUCAAGAGAAUCGAACAAAAAGAUGAAUUAGAAACAGAGAAAUCUCAAGAAUAUCAAGAGCUAGAUGAUCUACAACAUUCAAAUAAUAUGAUUAGAUCUGAAGUUGAAAAUACAGUCAGACAAUAUGAAAUGCUAAAAAGGUUUGCUGCAACUAAUAAAGUUAUGUUACCUCUAGAACUUCAAUCCUUAUAACUGACUUAAUUUAUAACUUGUGUAUUAAUGUGGGCCAAACAGUAUUCUAAAUGUCUAACUUAAAUAACUUUUAUAUAGAAGAAUUAUAAAAUAUGGACUAUUUUUGCUUGAAAUUAAUAGUUACUAUACAAGAUAAUUAACAAUUUUCAUUUUAGAUAAAUGUACUUAUUUAAAUUUUAAACCAGGUAUUUGGGAGUAUAUUUGUAUGGUAUUUAUUAGUAUAUUAUUUUAUAAAUAAAUAUUAACUAUUAAGUAAACACAAACUAGGGUAUUAUAUAAUGUAUUGUCUAAAUAUAUUUUUUUUAGUAUACAUUUCAUGUUAUGUUCCUUCAAUUAUUUUGUAUUCUAUUCAAUGGUAUCAAGUUGUAUAAGAUUAUAUUUAUAUUUUUUUAUUUUAAAUUAGAUUUUACUUCUGUGGUUUGAUUAUAAAUCGGUAAUAUAUUUAUUAUAAAUUA